GCGCCAGGAACGAAGCGACAGAUAGUUUGGCGCGUGGCUGACGGUGACCCCAACAGUGACACUGAGAAGAUCCGUCGCAAGGCCACAAAGGCUGGACCCUACCGUGACAACCAUCAGUCCCCCAUAAUGCGGGCGGAGAAUUUGAGGAUCAAAAGUGGCUGGUUGAAUCUCAUGUUGGGUGUGAAGGGCGGGUCCUGGAAACCGAUCCCCAUCACUGGGCCAUUCACGCCGCGUACGCUCAACAUCACCACUUACCAGCUUGGACGGUUUGUCUUUCUCUACAAUAAUGACCCCUUUCGGACACCUGCGAGCAAACUGGCCCAUCUGAUGGGUCGAAUGGAGGCCCUGUGCGUUGCCCCGCCCGGAGUCCUUCUCAUUUGCCUUCAGGUUACGUCAGUAAAGUGGAACCUGUGGAUCAGUGUUGUCCCCUCUUCAAAGCUCAUCGAGGCUCUAGAAGAGCGCCUAAAGGAAGGCUACGUACCACUAAUUCAACACAAUGCCAGCAUAAUGAGAAAGGCCUAUGCAAUAGCGAAUUGCGCAGUACAGUCCAUGCCCGCCCUCGUUCCUGCACUGGGCGAGGACGAAGAUCCCAUCACUAUACCAGUGUUCGGUAAUACAAAGUAUCGAAUCACUGGCUACGACCUGCUGCACGUUCUGCUGUACAACGGCCUCUGCGUCAGAGUCCGAAUACUUGGUCGGACGCAAUUCAAGGUCGCUGGUACAUUUGAUGUCUUCGGCAACAUUCUCGAGAGCCGAAGGCGUGAGACGAAGAUGUCCUAUUCCGACCGUUCCUUUACUCCAACCGUUUCUGACGUCAAUCCUUCUGACUUUGAUCUUGACAUUGGCAACAAAAACAAGCAGCCCAAGGAGCCAGUGUAUGUACCCCCUCCAAUCACAAAACCAGAGGCCUAUAUUACACGUUCGGAAACUCGCCUUUUUUACAAUGAACUCCUCUCCGAGUCAGGUACUAUCAUUGAACUUGAACCAGCUAAAGACUGGACAUCAGAGUCACACAAAACACAGAUCAUUAGGGACAAGUUGGUUCGUCUCCUGAUGGACAGAAGACUGGUAGAGUUGGAUAAGGAGCCACCCCCUGAAGAGGCCGCUCCCGCAGCGGAGCAAGCAGCGGCCAACAAUAACGUCAUGAUGCACAACAAUAUACCUACCGCAGAGAACGCCCAAAUUCCUGACCUGCUCGCCAAAGAAACCCUAAGGGACGAUCUCUCCGAGAGAGAUGACACUGGUACUCUCUUUGCAGAACUCUUGAGAAGAGGAAAUAACGUCUCACCAGCUCUGCCGCUAACGGAUACUGACUCGGAAGAGGAGAGCUCCCGGGAAGAGGACCAGCAGCAACAGGUCAACCGCAGUAAUGUCUCUGUUCGCAGUUCGGAACGCAUGUCUGAGAUGACGGAGAGUGCUGCGAAUCUCACUGUGGAACUCUUUCCAGGCUAUGAUGGGGACGAAGGCGUCACACGGCAGCACUUUACAGAUCUGAAGGAGGCCUUCUCAACCAAGAACUCGCCAACCCUGAACUUUGAAAUUGUCAAAGACCUGGCACGUCGAUUUUGCAACAUUUGUGACAAGGGAAAAACUGAGAGUAGGUGGUUGAGCUUGUUAGGCUUCCUAGUCAAUUAG
Molecule: messenger RNA, 1635 nt
Organism: Dibothriocephalus latus
Lineage: Eukaryota; Metazoa; Platyhelminthes; Cestoda; Diphyllobothriidea; Diphyllobothriidae
Source: the annotation of a GenBank genome assembly